AUGUCUCAUCGCAAAUUCGAAGCCCCACGUCACGGUUCUUUGGCAUUUCUGCCUCGGAAGCGAGCUGCUCGUCACAGAGGAAAGGUCAAGUCUUUUCCAAAAGAUGAUCCUAAGAAGCCCGUGCAUUUAACUGCUACUCUUGGUUAUAAGGCUGGCAUGACAACAAUUGUCAGAGACUUAGAUCGACCAGGAGCAAAAACCCACAAAAAGGAAGUUGUCGAGGCUGUGACUGUUAUUGAGACACCACCAGUGAUCGUUGUUGGUAUCGUUGGGUAUAUUGAGACUCCUAGAGGACUCAGAUCCCUCACAACCGUUUGGGCUGAACAUCUGAGCGACGAGGUGAAGCGCCGAUUCUACAAAAAUUGGUACAGAAGCAAAAAGAAGGCAUUCACCAAAUACGCUAAGAAACACUCGGAAAACUCCGGAAGCUCAAUCAACCGUGAAUUGGAGCGGAUCUCAAAAUAUUGUACUGUCGUACGUGUUUUGGCACACUCGCAGAUCAGCAAAACUCCACUCAAACAAAAGAAAGCCCACUUAAUGGAAAUCCAAGUGAACGGUGGCUCAGUUCCUGAUAAGGUUACAUUUGCGAGGAACUUAUUCGAGAAACCAGUCGAGAUUGGUUCAAUAUUUGAGCAGGACGAGUUAAUAGACGUCAUAGCAGUUACCAAAGGUCACGGUUUCUCCGGAGUUACUAGCAGAUGGGGGACAAAGAAACUCCCGAGGAAAACCCACAAAGGUCUUAGAAAGGUCGCGUGUAUCGGUGCGUGGCAUCCUUCUCACGUACAAUGGACUGUUGCCCGCGCUGGUCAAGACGGAUACCAUCACAGAACCUCUGUAAACCACAAGGUUUAUCGGAUAGGUAAGGGUGAAGACGAAGCUAACGCAUCGACUGAGUUUGAUGUUUCUAAAAAGCAAAUCACACCUAUGGGAGGAUUUGUCAGGUAUGGCGAGGUGAAGAAUGAUUUCCUAAUCCUAAAAGGUUCAACUCCAGGUGUCAAGAAGCGAGUUAUGACACUACGAAAGUCCAUGUUUGUCCACACAUCGAGAAAGGCUCUUGAAAAAGUUGAGCUCAAAUGGAUCGACACCUCGUCUAAAUUUGGUCAUGGAGCCUACCAGACUCCACAGGAGAAACACCAGUUCUUGGGAACUCUAAAGAAAGAUAUACAAUCUGCUGCAUAA
This is a messenger RNA of Blumeria graminis f. sp. triticale, 1179 nucleotides long. Lineage: Eukaryota; Fungi; Ascomycota; Leotiomycetes; Helotiales; Erysiphaceae. The record is from the annotation of a GenBank genome assembly.